CACCAUAUCUCUUCCUCUCUCUCUCUUGUUCUGUUCCUCACGAAACCCUCACCACCGCCGCCGCCCCCCCCCUCCCCCGUCGCCGGCCGGAACUACUCUUCUGCGUACAGAUCCAGCCUUCCCAGGCCUUGUCCCUCCGAUUCCCUUACUCGCCGCCACCGUUCCCGCCGUAAGGGAGGAGCAGCGACCCCAUGGGAAGGAGCAGCGCACCCCCACGCCAUUGACGGCCGAGACGCUCUCCCGAGCAGGAGCAGCAUCCCGGCGACCGAGCCCCCUCCCCCAAACCUCAACUGAGCUGCUGAAUGGCUGCUGAAUAGAGUGUUGAAAACACUCGGAUUAUCUCCGAGUUGUUUGCUGAGCAAGUGAAAGCCGGAAAUAGGCCAGGCAAUUAUCUGACACCAAAUGCGUUUGAUGAGUGUGGAAAGCAAUUUAAGAUGAGAACUGGGCUGGACUACACAUAUACGCAAUUGAAAAACAAAUGGGACAAGCUUAAAGGUGAUUUCAGCCUAUUCAAGAAACUCAAGUUCCGGGAGACCGGAGCCGGAUGGGACUAUGUGAACAACACCGUGUCACAAGAUGACGAGUGGUGGAAAAAGGCUAAAAUUAACAUUAGAGGUUGUGGCAAGUUCAAGAAGAAAGGACUUGCUAAUGCAGAAAACUUGCGGGUUAUAUUUGGAGAUAUCACAAGUGAUGGUACUGACCAUUGGAAUCCCUCUUCUGGCAUACCUCCCCACUCUAGUGCGGCGGUGAAAGCCGCCAUCCAUAUUGAUGACAUCGAAGAUCUUGAUUUGGAUGAUACCGGAGAAGAAGCAUCUCAAGCAACACCUACUUCAUCUAAAGUGAGGCUUGGGAUCAUCAUUCCGGAGAAGAACAAGAAACCAAAGACCGCACAAGUGAUGUGUGACCAAGUUACAAGAAUUGGUGACAUUGCCGAGGCUUCUCACUCUUCAUUUCAGUCUUUCAUGAAGCAAGAUGAGGCAAACUGUGUGAACUCGGUCAUGGAUGAAGUCAUUGCUUGUGGUGCAACAGUCGGUACCGAUGAGUUCUUCAUGGCUAGCGAGUUGUUUGUGAAGAGGGCUCAAAGGGAGAUGUUUCUUUACAUUCCUCUUGAGUCCCGGAAGAGUUGGUUGCGCAGGAAGUAUGACUUGAAGUAUGGGAACUAGUUUACAUGUCUACCAUUCCAUCUAUGUGUGAUGGCCGGUUAUCUUUUAUGUUGAACUUGAAACUAGUGCUUGGUACCAUUUCAUCAUUUAUGUUGUUGAACCUAUUGUGAGCUAUUUAUGAAUGCAUUUUGUGGAACCAUCUUUUAUGUCCAUGUUGUUGAACCUACUAUUUGCUUUUUAUGAAUGCAUUGUGGAACCAUCUUUUAUGUUCA
Molecule: messenger RNA, 1375 nt
Organism: Triticum urartu
Lineage: Eukaryota; Viridiplantae; Streptophyta; Magnoliopsida; Poales; Poaceae
Product: L10-interacting MYB domain-containing protein-like
Source: RefSeq, a predicted model, not a curated record